Molecule: messenger RNA, 1350 nt
Organism: Phytophthora sojae
Lineage: Eukaryota; Oomycota; Peronosporomycetes; Peronosporales; Peronosporaceae
Exons: 1
Coding region: 1-1350 (449 amino acids)
Biological process (GO): transmembrane transport
Cellular component (GO): membrane
Molecular function (GO): transmembrane transporter activity
Source: RefSeq, a predicted model, not a curated record
AUGCACCAUCGUGUCAUGGGCACGAUCUCCAUCGCAGCCGUGACUUACUUCUUCGGAUGCGGUGGGCCUCUGGGAUCGGAGCCGAUCAUCUCGUCGACCGGGCCAGCCAUCGGUCUUCCGGCCAUGGUACUUUACCCGCUGCUUGUGACGGGGCCGUAUGCCUUCAUCGUGGUGGAACUGUGCUGUGCCUUUCCAGAGGGCGGCGGGUUUGCUAUCUGGGUGCUCAACGCCUUCGGGCGGUUCUGGGGCUUCCAAGUCGGCUACUGGUCGUGGACGGCCGGCGUCUUCAACACGGCGCUCCUACCGGGCUACUUGCUGCAAAUCCUGAGCGACUCGUACGGCGUCUCCAUCGAGUCCGACGUCGCGUGUUAUGCUGUGAAGACAGCCCUCGCUCUCCUGUUCACUCUUCCGAGUGUUCUGGGCACCAAGGUGGCGUCGCGUAGCUGCGUGACCCUGCUCGUCUGCGUGUUGGCCCCCGUGUUGGUCUUCACGGUUUGGGCCUACACUCGCGCACGCGACUACGUAGAUCUGACUGAAGUACGGCAUGAAGGCAUUGAACUGCACGCAGGCGACAACAUCCAAGUCGGCGAGAAGGCGAUCGACUGGGCGUUGCUGCUCAACACGCUGUUCUGGAAGUACGACGGCAUCAACAUCGCGUCGGUCUUCGGCGGUGAAGUGGCGAACCCCGCUGGGAUCUACUCGCGCUCAGUGGUCUUGACUGUGGUGCUGACGGUGCUGACGUACUUGGUGCCCAUGCCAGCGGCCAUCAUCGUGGACGACCCCAACUGGACCUACUUCACGCGCGACUCGUACCCUCAGAUCGCCGAGUCGAUCGGUGGUCCUGUGCUCAAGGCGCUCUUCGCCUUCUCUUCGUGUUGUACUGUAGCGGGGUUGUUCAUAUCGGGCAUCUUCUGCGAGUCCUUCCAGCUAGCAGGCAUGGGUGAGGCGCAGCUUCUUCCAGCUUGCUUUGCGUGGCGAAGCACGCAGUUCGACGCUCCAUUCGUGUCUGUGGGAGUCACUGCCGUGUUCACUAUCGCGCUGCUGGGUGUGGACUUCGACGACCUGCUGCCGAUGACCACGGUGCAAUUGAUGAUCAUGCUCACGGCGAUUCGACUGCGCAAGCUACUGCCGUAUAUCCCUCGGCCCACGAAAGUCCCCGGUGGUAAAAGUGUCCUCGCAGCCCUCGCCGUCCUCCCGACGGUCAUGCUCUGCUAUAUCGUCUUCGAUGCCUUCUCCGACCUCACGUCGGCGGCGAUCAUCUUGGCGUUCCUGGUACCCGGACUGGCCUACGGACUCUACGGACAAUACCGGGAUCACUCACGUGAAUUGGUGUGCUCGGGGUUUAUCUAG